GGUUGACACACGCCGAUCAGAUCAUCAGCAAAUUGCGUUGGGCCUGCGAUUUCAACUACCCGAGGGUGCACAGAGAAGGGCAGUCGGGAACGUUGCUCUCUGUCGACGGUCGACAGAAGAAGCCGUCGUCCUCGCGACAGUCUUCCGCAGAACAGUGUUCACGGAGAGAGAAGAACUCACCCCAGCCCACCUGAACGCAGCUUCGGCGCAUAAACUUACGGCGGACAGUGUUAGGAGAGCGGUGGCGGAGAGACGGAAACAGGGAAUAAUGGGCACGAUGCGGAUGGACCGUGACCCUUUGCAAGACGUCUGCGGCAGCGACAACAGCAGCUCCGCCUAUGGCAACAAAAGCGGUGUCCACGAGAGCGAGAAGAUGGCGGGUGGAUGCCCGGCGGCGGCGCCGGUGGCGGCGGCGGAGGAAGCGGGGGAAGGGGAUGGUGCCAUCGGUGGCCAGGGGAGGAUGCUGCUUACUCUUCCUGAUGCUAUGCUGUCGGAGAUCUUGGGGAACCUUUGCGUCAAGGGCCUCGGCCGCGCGGGCUGUGCGUGCCGUGGUCUCCGCGACACUGCAGAUGACGAGCGGCUUUGGGUCUCUCUCUGGGAGGGACCCCUCCCCGGGGGGUUCCUACGCGGCGAGAAGGCGGCGCACGUUGCGCUUUGGCUCCUGGCGAAGGGCGAAGUCGAGCAGACGAGGGUGGCGGUCAGCGAGCCCUCAUCGCCGACGAGAACCGCUAGCCGGCGACGCGUGGGGGAGGCAGGCACCACCGGCGGUGGCCUCGGUCAGGGUCACGGAGGUGCUCACGGCGAAGAGGGGACACCUGGAGGAGGAGCAGUAUCAGUGUGCGCCGGAUUCCCAGUGCAAAUCUCCUGCAUGGCCAUCAGCGGAGCUGUCAUCGCCACCGCGGCAGGGCCCGAGAUCACGGUGUGGGACAUGGAGGGGGCGUCGGCCCCGCGGGCGCGUUUCAAGGUUAGCGGGCACGGGAGCGUCACGUGCUUGCUCCUGCGAAACGGCACCUUGCUCGCGGGAGACAACAGCGGCUAUCUCAGGUCUUACGACGUGAGCGUGCCCUGCGGAGGAAGGCCCCUGCACGAGAUCCGCACCCACGCCGGCCGCGUCACCGCCAUCGACGCCUUCACCCUCCCCGUCGGCAGCACCGCCACCGCCGACAGCCCCCUAGCAGAACUGCCUGGCGGCGGCAGCGGCGGCUACUACGGGGGCGGCGCGGCGGCAGGCGAGGGUGGUGUCCGGGGCGGGGGCGCGGGCGGCGGUCAGCGGGGGCGGUGGGACCAGGGCCACGGCUGGGGCGAAGGGUGGCAAGAAGAGAGCGAAAGCGAAGAGGGGGGCCAGCCGCUCCUUCCACAGCCCCACCGCUACGGCAACAGCGGUGCUUCUUCUUCUUCUUCUCCCCCGCCACACGCGUCGUGGGGGGCAGCGGGAGAAUGCGUGGGCAGCCGGCAGCACGGGAACGGCGGCGGAACCGGUGCCUCGGGCGAAUCCCCGGCGAGCGCCGCCGGCCUCGGCGCGGAGUUCAACCGCCUGCGGCGAGGUUCUCCCCACGGGGGCGGGACCGGCGAGCCGUUGUCGCGGCUCGGGAAGCGGCAGGGGUACGCAGGGCGGGGGCAAGCUUAUGAGCCUGCUGGUGCCGCUGUCGGCGGUGGCACACGCAUUCGGGGGAGGGGGAGGGGGAUUGAUCGGGCGGGUUGGGCCUUCGACGACGGCAACAACCGCGGCGCCCCCAAUGCCUGGAGCGAGGAGAAGGGCGGAGAAGAGAACGAUCCGUUCGUUGGCCAACGGCCGGACGAUGGAAAGGGCGGAGCUGGCGGAGAGCAGAGGGAGGUGUUGCUGUUCACGGCGUCGGAUGACGGUACCGCCAAGGCCUGGGACGCACGGAGCGGGAGGUUUGUCUGCCUGUACGCCGGGCACACCCGCGGCGUCACCUGCCUCCAGGCCGCCCUCACCGAGAGCUACGGCCCUGUGCUCGUGACGGGGGGAGGGGACAGCGCCGUCAUCGUCUGGGAGCUCACGACUGGGCGCUGCUUGGAAAAGCUAGAGACCGGGGCUGGCCUGGUGAUCAACCCCGGUGGUCCGGGACCCCGCGUCGGCUGCCUCCAGGCCUACAGGGACACCAUCGUGGUCGGAGAAGACCGCCACGUGUCCGUGUGGUCGCUGCGCAAGGGCCAGAGGCCGCGGCUGGCGAGGUCUCGCUUCUGCGAGCACCAGCGGCCCAUCCGCCGGCUUGACAUGGUGGGGCCCUGGAUCGUCACCUGCUCUGGGGACUAUGUUAUCCGUCUCUGGGACUCUAGGACGGGACUGUGUGUUCGCGAGCUGGGGACCAAGUCGGGGGCUGCGAUCACGUCCUUCCGGCUGUCGGGGCUUUGCCUGCUCACGACCAGCCUCUUCGACACCAGCGUGCUCAUGACCAGCUUUUCGCAGCGCAGGGGUGACGAGGGCAAAGGCUCGACCUGAAGAAGGCGAUCAGACUCAAGAGCAUCAGCAGCGGCGGCGGCAGCGAUUGCACGAGGCUACGGCUGGCGACCCCGCACCCAUGAAUGGCAGCGGCAGCUGACAGGUGUUGUCCCCGCCACCUCGACAUGACAAACAACACUGCAAACACCAGCAACGAGAGGUUUUUGCAACAACAAUGCCAGUACAAUUUCCUCCUGAACCUGAAACCUACCACUUUGUGGCGGAGUAUUUUUAGCGGAGGAGAGGGCGUCCCGGGGCGUCCAAAGCAGGGAGUGCCACCCGAAACGGUUCGACCGUGGCCGCGAAUAUGGUUUCUUUUCGUCCCGAAACGGGCCCGAACUCGACGCCUUUUGGCGCACCGGGUCCACUGCAUCAGAUCUCACCAAGUGUGCUCUACUGGGCGGUAGGGGGGUACGUGUGUAAGUUUGUCCUCGAUGUAGGCUUCCCUCUCUGUGCUGCUUGCUGUUACAGACUCCCUGUUGCCUGUAGAAAUUGCUGUACACGCACAGAGUUCUUUUUUGCGCCGAUGCAGCAGGCGAUCGCGAUCCCUGAACGACAAGUUAUAUUUUUUUGUCCUACGGGGUAUGGAUGGUGGUUUUCGGUCGUUGUACAUAUGGAGAUCCCCCGGCGGCUGUGUGCAUGUUUCAUUGACCCGUAGGGAAGGAGACUUGUGUUGCCGCGCGCAGUGUCUCUUUCCGUGCUUAUUGCUUGUAUCUUGUGCAGUUGGACAGCGGCGCCGAGGUGGCGGGUCCCGCACUGCCAGCGCAACUAAUUGCGGCUGACGUGUGACGUGACCUUGGCUUACUAUACGAGGCAGCAGCAUCAGCAGCAGCAGCAGCGACACCGGGAAAAGCUGUGAAUAACUGAUUUCAGUGAUGUCGAUGAAACUACCUAUAAACGCUUUGUCUUGGGCGUGUGUCGGGUAAACUGUUGGUGAUGGUCGGGGUGUACUCGGCAGGUUUUUUGUGACAGUUCUUAUGUGGAGACUAAUGUGCAUUAUUAGGCGUUCUUCUAUAUGUAGACUUAUCGUAAUUGAUCUCGAUUUCGUCCUUUUUGACUUGCUUGUCUCUACGGCUAGUGUCAAGUGUUGAAUGCUCAUUGGAGACGUCGUUGCAUCUGUGUACAGAGUAGAUUGAUUUGAAGUGCUUUGCAGUUGUUUUUUUGGGAGCUCCCACCCAGUCAAACAGAUCCCUCGGCUGCGUACAUUGACCUUACAGAUUGCCGGAGUUCGACCUGCCGCCCUUCCUCCCUCCCGUUGCGGACACGCGUGGAUGGCGAGUUGGGGAUGAUUCAUUCGUAGGAGGGAGUUGUGCUCUCAUGUGUACAUGCGUGUGCCACUCUUUGUACGGUUUUGUUGGUGUUGUUUCAGAUGUACAGAAGAAAAUCUCGCAAAGAACGAAUCGCCCAUGGCCGACUUUCAAGCCCGGUCAUAGUUACUCCACAGCCGGGCGUUGGCGCCGACGUCGAAAAGGAAGGGUUUUGGCAAGAUAUCUCGCCGAGACGAGCAUUCCUUGUCUAGACAUCAUCGGUGAAAAUAUUGCAGCAAUCGGCUUUGAGAAUCGGUCUACUGUAGCUAGGGCGGCGUCCUUUGUGAGAGCUGUAGGGUAGGUCACUCUGUUCCUCGCUUGUACAUACAACGUGGUCGGCUGUACACGGUAGGAUGCUCUCUUCCUUUGGUGUAUAUCGUAGUCGUAUAACUGAUCAACAAAAUAUAAAAUGGUGGCGGAGUCAUCGCUCGACAAGUUCUUGUUCUUGGGAAGAAGACUCAGUACUCCGCGUGAGGGCCAGGCCAUCGCGAGUACCGGUGCCCGUGCGGUGAUGGUCGAAUGAAGUGCUAAGACAAGGGCGUGUGUAACUACUCUAAACCCCUGCUCUGUCCAACGGUCGUGUUUCAGGCAAGAAAGCAUAAACGCAGGAGAGCAUAAGUACUAAAAGUGUAUUUGUGUUGGUUCGGUGUGAUGGGUGAAAAGUUGCGCGAGAUUACUGAAGGGGACUCAACACUCCACGUGAGGGCCAGGGCGUCGAGUAUGGGGGGGUAUAUACAAGGGCAAUGAAGUGCUGAAUGAUACAAUACAAGUUUCGUGAG
Molecule: messenger RNA, 4550 nt
Organism: Ectocarpus sp. CCAP 1310/34
Lineage: Eukaryota; Phaeophyceae; Ectocarpales; Ectocarpaceae
Source: the annotation of a GenBank genome assembly